This is a messenger RNA of Enterospora canceri, 810 nucleotides long. Lineage: Eukaryota; Fungi; Microsporidia; Enterocytozoonidae. The record is from the annotation of a GenBank genome assembly.
AUGAUCAAGUGUAGAACACUAGAGCUAGUGAGACAGAGAAACACAGGGGAUACGCGAGUCAAUGAAAAAUGUGCUGGAUUAGAUUGUGGAUUUAUUAAGCGAAACUUGGAGAAGUUGGAGAAUUCUGUUAAUGAAUAUGACAGAUUACUUAAGAAGGAGAAUCUCCCAUGUUUCAGUGAGAAUAGUGCACGAAUUGCCAGGAUUGAAGCAACUAAAUCCAAUAUUGAUCAAAUUCAUCAGAGUAUCAGAAAUGAAAUAUCAGAGUUUGCUACAGAAAUCAGUUACAGAAGUAUCAGAGUGAUAUUCAUUGAAUAUUUCACACAGCAGCUUGAACGAGCAAUGAUUCGAUAUCGAAACAUCAUCAGGGACAACAUUCAUAGAACAAGUUCCUUUGAGAUUCUCAACAGUGUCAAUAGCCCAACAGCCACAUUUGAUAACAACAUGUUUGAACUACAACUCAAAACCAAUUCAAAUGAACUGAUCAACCAGAGUCUUCUAAACAUCUCCAACACAUUGGCAGAGAUGAAGAUCAACCUGAAGGAGCAGUCUCUUUCAAUUGAUUCACUUGAUCGCUACUUUGAGAACACAAAUCGAUAUUUGGAUUUGGCGAAUGAAGAAAUCAGAAAAAUACCAAAGCGAUUUGUUAGAUUAAAAGACAAGGCAAUCAAAUUGCUGAUUAUUGUGAUAUGCUGCAUGCUAGGAGCAUUGUUGAUGAAGGAGUGGGAGAAGAAUAGCACCUUUAGAAAUAGUGAAACUAUUAAUGAGCCUGAUGAAGUCACAGAAUCAAGAGAAGCCUCUAUUUCUUCUUGA